GGCGAUUUGCGUGCCUCCGCAGUGGCAUCAAAAUGGAAUCAGUCAGUUUGCCCAAGCCAGCUCUGGACUUAGAUUCCAAGUAUAUAAGGAUCCCAAUUCACCUGGUCAUCGAUAUCAUCACUACCGGUCUCACACCACAGUCUCUCACUACUUCCUUCUUCAACCCUCUUUACACAGGCUCAAUACCUCAAUCACUCGCUAUGCGUUACGCAAUCGUCCUCGGGGCUGCUGCCCUCGUUGCCGCCAGCCCGGCUCCCCAAGCUUUCGACCCUGCUGGUCUUGAUGCCGUCGCCACUAUCACUCAGGGUCCUCCUGUCGGUGUCGGCCCUGCUCAGGAGACUGCUUACAAGCAGUCUGUUGCUCAGGUUCAGGCUGCUGCCGCUGUCACCGGCGGCGCCACCGCCCAGGCUGCUAAGAUCAAGAGGGACGCCGAUGACCUCGAGAAGCGCACCUUCUGGUGGUGGUGGAACCCCGUCAAGCAGAACAACCCUGCCCCCCAGCCCAGCGUGACCACCACCACCACCGCUGCGCAGCAGACUGCCCCGCCCACAACUACAUCCGCCGCUACUGGCACCCAGACCACCAAAGCUCCUUCUACCACUGACGGUGUCGUUCCCUCCUCUUGCACUCCUGUCAAUUGGGUCAACACAUACGCCUUCACCUCCGAUCCUGCCUGUCCCACCGCUAUCGAGGUCGGCACCUACUGCGGGUUCAUCAACCCCGAUGACCCAUGUGCUCCUCAGCCCGCCGGAAAGGGUACUCCUCCCAAAGAUGACACCGUCGAUGGCUUCUACAACAACGCCGACUACAAGCAGAUGGCUGUCUCGGCCAAGACCCCCACUGGCUACGAGCAGGCUUUUGUCAACCUCCAAGGCUCUGUCACUGGCAACGGUUACCUCUCUUACAAGACUCUCGAUAGCUACGACGUCGCUUCUUGCUCCAAGUUCUGCGAUGACACCACUACCUGCACUGGCUUCAACAUUUUCAUUGAGCGUGAUCCUAAGUGGAAUCCGAGUCAGUGCUCCUGCACCAACCCUCCUUCCACCAUCAACUACAAGUGCUCCAUCUGGGGACAGAAGGUCUCCAAGGACUCUGCUACCAACACUGGCUCCACCCGUGAUGACUUCAAGGUUGUUAUCACUGCCUCCAACGGUUACAACAAGGGCACUUACACUCCUCCUACUCCUCCUUCCUGCAGCAAGCCCCAGAACUGCGGUAACAAGAUCCACAACCAGCCCCGUUACUGCAUGGGUCAGAAGACAUUCCCCGGUCCUUUCGAUCCUUCUAUCUGCGCUGCCUACGCACAGAAGCAGAACGAGGUCAACCGCGCUAAGGGCAUAAUCGGCUCUUUCCUCUCCCUGCUUGGCUUGAACAAGGGUGGCUGCGUCCAGUUCCAGGCUGCUUACCUUGAGAAGGCCGGCAAGGGUUUCGGUACCCAUUGUCGUCUCUUCACCCAGAAGUUCCAGCCUUCCCAGGCUACUCUCGACAUUUCUGUCGGCUCCUCCGGCUGGGGUUGCCAGAAGUCGUUCACCUUCGACGUUGAUGUCAACGCCAGCUUCAACUGGGGUGGCUGGUCCAAGAAGAAGAACUGAGCACUUCGAGUAGGUUUGCUCGCAAAGCUUAGAUGACUUUCAGCAGAUACGCAUAUAUUCGGCGCUUGGAUUUGAUUUUUGGUGGAGCAGUGGUCGAAGUAGGGAUCUAUGCUUUCUAUUAUCAUGUGUACAUAUUCAUGAGCCCUUGAGCUUAUUGGCUCAACUGUCACGACGACAUCGUAAAACUGUAGUGUGUGAGCAUUUGCUGUUUAAUGUAUUAGUUUCGUUGAACGUUUGUGCCCUGAAAUGCUACACGACUAUGCAUGCUCCAUUGGCUGCUCUUAAUGGUUGCGCCUAUUUAUCGAUACUUUUCGUGGUUUCAGGCAUCACCUUGUAUUGAUUCUGAGCACGCAUGCCUGAAAGUUCGUCUCAUCUUCAAUAACACUAGUAAUUAUUUUC
Molecule: messenger RNA, 1991 nt
Organism: Didymella exigua CBS 183.55
Lineage: Eukaryota; Fungi; Ascomycota; Dothideomycetes; Pleosporales; Didymellaceae
Exons: 1
Coding region: 33-1592 (519 amino acids)
Source: RefSeq, a predicted model, not a curated record